AGACUGUGAGCCUGCUACAACCGUCACUAGAUGGAACACGAAAAGAACCUCGCAAUGAUAGCUGCGCUAGUUGUUGCUGCAGGAGUCCUAGCCUUUCUCUGGACAGUAAUUCUGAGAAUUCUUGGAGGUUUCAUGAUCUGGACAUCAAUCCUCGCUAUACUAGGAAUUCUUGGAGCAGGAUGCGGAUACAGCUGGUUUAAAUGGAAUAAUUUGAGAAAAGCUGGUGCAGUGGAUGAUUUUUCUUUUCAACCAAUAUUCAGUGUUUAUUUUGAGAUGCCAACUACGUGGCUGGUUGUGGCUAUUAUCGUGAGUUCGGCUUUGCUUCUCCUCCUUCUAAUACUCCUGUUCGUAAGGAAAAGAAUAUCUAUUGCAGUAGCACUGAUCGAGGAGUCCAGCAAGGCAGUUGGUUGUAUGAUGUCAACGCUGAUAUUUCCUAUCUUUCCAUUUGCACUUCACCUUUUGGUGAUUGCGAUAUGGGGUACAAUUGCUAUUUGGCUAGCAUCUUCUGGUGCUGAAACCUGUGUUAAAAACGACGGCAGAAAUACUACCUGUGAUUGUUCUACAAGUGCUCAGGAUCCCACCUGUAUCUUCGUGGGUCUUACUAAGCAAGAGUCUACAAUAUUCUGGUUACAAGUUUAUAAUCUUUUUGCUUUCUUUUGGAUGACGUGUUUUGUUUCUGCUUUAGGAGAUAUUUCCCUUGCUGGAGCAUUUGCUAGUUAUUAUUGGGCAAAAAACAAACCCAAAGAUGUACCAACGUUCCCAGUUCUGAGAGCUUUGGGUCGUGCCAUUCGUUACAAUCUCGGAUCAUUGGCAUUUGGCUCCUUAAUAAUAGCUGUGAUCAAGCUAAUACGUGUAAUUUUGGAGUAUUUGGACAAAAAGCUUCAAACAACGAACAGUGUUGUACUCAAAACUAUUUUGUCAGCUUUGAAAUGUUGCUUUUGGUGCAUGGAAGUAUUCUUCAAAUUCCUCACUAAGAAUGCCUUUAUUAUGAUGGCAAUUUAUGGGAAAAAUUUCUUCACGUCAGCUAAGGAUAGCUUUAUGUUGUUGGUUAGAAAUUGUGUAAGAGCCGCGGUCGUGAACCAAGUGGCUGGCAUAUUGCUCUUCCUUGGGAAAGCUCUGAUUACGCUUGGAAUGGGUGUCGUCGCUUUUUUCUACUUUUCCGGUCAAUGGGUUGUCGAUGGUAUCCCACGGGUCGAUCUCUAUUACUAUUUUGUACCAAUAAUCAUUGUUCUAAUAGGAAGUUAUUUCGUUGCGGAUUUGUUCUUUGAUGUCUAUGAGAUGGCCGUCGAUACAACUUUUAUAUGCUUUUUGGAAGAUUCCGAGCAGAACGAUGGCAGCCCAGAGAAGCCAUUUUAUAUGUCGAAAAAUCUUCAAAAUAUACUGGAUGUGAAGAAUGGGACAUGAGUGAUGACGAGCCGGUCGCGACCUUUACUCAACCAUCAAUGAC
Molecule: messenger RNA, 1447 nt
Organism: Cylicocyclus nassatus
Lineage: Eukaryota; Metazoa; Nematoda; Chromadorea; Rhabditida; Strongylidae
Source: the annotation of a GenBank genome assembly